AUGGUGCUGGUAUCUUUCAGCUGCAACCUCACCUCCUGCAACUUCCCAUCUCUGCCCUGCGUCCGGAGAUCGAAGCUCGGAAACCCUAGAGGGCCAUCUCAUCCCCAUUACAGCAACCGACUGUCCCUUCGGAGGACCUUUCCCUGCCUGAAUUCUGGGCACUUGGGGCCCUUCUCCCAGGCUGGAGGAACUCGUUUCCUCCUGCAUCGCCGGAAUUUCUCCGAGGGCGAGAGCUCGGAAGAAGGGAGCCGAGAAGACGAAGCGACGGCCCCAGAGGUGGAUGGGGGAAGCGGGGAUGGGGAGGAAGACUGGACGACUUCCGUGCUUCUGUUUGCGCUUUGGGCCGCGCUCGUAUACUACGUCGCACAGCUCGCACCAGACCAGACGCCUGUAAGAACUCUGUUAGCUUCAUCCUCUAGAGAAAUUCGCCAUUUCCAUCUCCGAAAUCUGCUUCCUGCAUCGUUUCAUCUCCCCCGGCUAUGCAUCUAUACCGUGAAAUCCAUCCCGAGAGGCCUAGACAUCGAUUGACUCGCUGGAUCUUCAUUUGAUUCAUGAGAAGACUAGAAGCUCGGCGGUCGCUACUAGCUCCUGGAUUGACAUUCUGUUUUCUGCAGUCCAGGGAUAUGUAUUUCUUGCAGAAGCUGCUUACUCUGAAAGGAGAUGACGGCUUCCGGAUGAACCAAGUGCUUGUGGCUUUAUGGUACGUCAUGGGCUUGUGGCCCAUGGUUUACAGCAUGCUGCUGCUUCCAACCGGCAGAAGGUGACGAAUUAACCCCAAUCUUCCUAAACUGUAUUACUUUUUCUCCUUUAUCGGGCAAUGAGAGAGCUCCCAUUAGUAGUCAUCGCCAUAGUUUUCAGAAUUUAUUUUCUUUAUUCAUUGAUAAGUGUCCUUCAAUAUGCCCGAUUUAUGUUAUGAAAAAUGUCAUUAAAAAUCGAUUUUUUUAAUCUCCAUUUGUCUACAUUAAGGCAUUAGAUGCAUAUGAUGCUGCAUAUAAAACAAUGUUCGAACGUAAUAUUUUGAGGAAUAGAAAGCAUGCUCUGUACAAAGUGGCACAUGAAAAUCGGCUGAAGAUGAUCGGGGUCCUUUAAUGAUCAUGGCACCAAACUUAUGGCCAGUAUGAAUUAUCCAUCAUCAGGGAGAGAUCAAGUAUCAUUGAAAUGACUUCUCUCCAAAUGAAUUUAUCCCAAGAUGUUUUGAUAUUGGAGGUUUUACCUUUUCCUCGGAAGAGAAAAGCAUCUGCUGAAAGACCACUGCCUUCAAAUUGUUGGGUUUCAAUAGUUCUCAUCAAUUUGAAAUCAUUUGAUAUGAACUUCGUAUGGUCUUUUGAUGCAAUAUCCUACCCACCCUGAACGCUUAGCUCAAUUUUUUGACAAUCUUUCAUGGAGAUUUGUGGGUCCAAUGGUGGGAAGUUUUUUAACCCGGAGAAAGGGCCCGAAGUUAUUGUUCUACUGUGAUAACGAUGCCAUAGUGCAAAUCUGAUCAAAUCGGGAAGUAUUUCAAUGCAGCUCACGGAGCAGAGUUCCUGUGUGGCCUUUCCUCCUAGUUUCGUUCUUUGUUGGGGCGUAUGGUUUGAUCCCAUACUUUGUUCUUUGGAAGCCGCCAACUCCCCCUGUCGAGGAAGAAGAAACGAGGCGUUGGCCACUGAAUUUCCUUGAAUCAAAGAUAACUGCAGCGGUGAGAAAUCGAUCAUUCUUGCCAUGAAUUUUUCUUGACAAAACUAUUCGAUGGACCACCGUUUUUACAUAGAAUCGAUAUUUAUUCUUAAUUACUGUGGAUUAAUUAACUAUCCUCCAGUUGAUAGGCUAAUGUUCUCAUUUCUGUGAAAAUAUUGUUGAUUUAUGUGACAUCUUUAUUGGCGCACUCUUGAAAAAUAAUGAUUCUAGAGCCCACUGAGAUUUGUUUGCGGAGUAGAUUCUCAGUGGACCACAGAGGCCUACGAGAUGCCAAUGCAGAUGAGGAAUUCUCACUGACGAGCAAAGGGGACUCAGAUCCUCACCCCUGCAAAUAUUUGAAUUUUAUUUAUUUAUGUGUAGAAUCUCAUGCAUUCAUGAAGCUGAUCGUGGAAAAUUAACCUGCCACUUGGCAUGAUGAUUUUUCUUGAUAGUUUGAAAAAAAAAAAGUUCAUUGGACAUUGCUAAAUGUUUAUUGAUUGCCUCAUUUUUCAUAUUCAAUUGUCAAUACAUUCAAGUGGGAUUAUAAAGCUGCUGAUAUUCAAAUUUGAGACAUAGAUUUAUGUGGCUCAUAUAGGAUCGCCUGCUUAUUAUCUCUGAUAAUCUCCACACUUUUUGUACAUUGGAUGCGUAAAUAAAUGGAAAACCCAUUUAAAGUUUCAGUUUUUUUCUCAUCAGCUGCAUCCUAAUUAACCUGACUGGAUCCCAGAUUGUGACUGCUUCAGGCCUCGGAUUAAUCACAUAUGCUGGCCUAGCUUCAGGUGAAGACUGGAAGGAAUUCUUCCAGUAUUUCAGAGAAAGCAAGUUUGUAAGAGAACUACCCACAUAGAUCGUUCACUCAAUCUCUCACUCUCUCUCUUCUCCUGUACUGGGGAGUAGAAGGACUAGCAAUUUUGGUGAAGACAUCUUUUUUCUUUUUCUCUGUUGGAAGUACAGGUUCAUGUCACCUCCCUUGAUUUCUCCCUGCUUUCGGCAUUCUCUGCAUUCUGGGUGUUCAAUGAUAUGACCGAGAGAAAAUGGUAAGUCUUGGCAAUCUUAAGUAGCCCACUUGCUUGUUUAAGCUGGUUGGAAUGGCAACUGAGGGCUCGCUUUCAUCGGCAGGUUUGACAGAGGCUCUUGGCUCUUGCCGGUGACAUUGAUCCCCUUUGUGGGGCCCGCACUGUACCUUCUGCUUCGGCCCCCACUACCAGUGGCCCCUUCCCAAGCUCCUCCCACCAUUGCGGCCAAGGAAGAUUAG
Molecule: messenger RNA, 2908 nt
Organism: Spirodela intermedia
Lineage: Eukaryota; Viridiplantae; Streptophyta; Magnoliopsida; Alismatales; Araceae
Source: the annotation of a GenBank genome assembly